Messenger RNA from Gekko japonicus, 2518 nucleotides. It is a transcript of the gene ATXN7L1, whose product is annotated as ataxin 7 like 1. The record is from RefSeq and is a predicted model, not a curated record. NCBI's taxonomy places the organism in Eukaryota, Metazoa, Chordata, Lepidosauria, Squamata, Gekkonidae. The coding region runs from base 14 to 2518 and encodes 834 amino acids. The transcript is spliced from 12 exons.
CGGCGCCGCCGCCAUGGCGGCCCUGGAGCGGCCCGUGCCCAGUCCCGAGGCGUUCCUGGGCCAGCCCUGGGCCGCCUGGGUCCGGGAGGCCGCCCUUCCGCACACGCACUGCGCCGCCCCCCCGCACAGUGUAGAGCUAGAAGAGACUGGAAAAGAGAGUGGAAAAAGCAGGGAGGUGAUGAGGCUUAAUAAAGAAGAUAUGCACUUAUUUGGCCAUUAUCCAGCUCAUGAUGAUUUCUAUCUAGUAGUGUGCAAUAUCUGCAAUCAGGUAGUCAAGCCACAGGUUUUCCAGUCACACUGCGAACGACGACACGGUUCAAUGUGUAAAUCUUCCCUGUCUCCAGCGUCUCCACCCUGCAAUUCCCGGGCAUCACUAAUACAGAUGAAACCGAAAUCGUGUAUCAGCGGCCAUAACCCUGUCAACAACAACUCAAAGCCAUUCAAAACACCCAAAGACAAUCUACUUACCUCCAAUAGCAAACAGCACAUGGUCUUUUCUUCAAAGGUAUCGAGGGAUAAGCCUUGUGUUCCCGUUCCUAUAGUCAGCCUAGAGAAAAUCCCUAACCUAGUGAAGGCAGAUGGUGCCAAUGUUAAAAUGAACUCUACAACCACUACCACCAUCACCACCUCCUCAGCUUCAUCAUCUGCCAUAACUGCUCCAGCCUUGGUUAAAUCUGCUUUGACAUCUAAAUCAGUGCCACCAUCACCAGAAAAGAUUCUGAACGGCAAAGGAGGCCUAGCUCCAUCAGUAGAUAAGAAGCACCAGAACAGCACUAAAAACAGUAACAAGCCUUACAAGAGACUUUCAGAAAGAGAGUUCGACCCAAAUAAACACUGUGGAGUAUUGGAUCCUGAGACAAAGAAACCCUGCACAAGAUCACUCACCUGCAAGACUCAUUCACUGAAUCAUCGGCGAGCAGUUCCAGGGCGCAAGAAGCAGUUUGAUGUCCUUCUGGCGGAACACAAAGCCCGAUCCCGGGAAAAAGAAGUAGCAAAAGAUAAGGAACAUCCACAGUCUGUAAGGGAAACACAUCAGAACCAACCUGUACCAGCACAAGACUCUCUAUCAGGAGUUUCAGUAAAUUCUGGGCAAGAACCCAAAGGAACGUCGCCUGCAAAAUCUAGACCACCCAAUUCAGUAUUUCCUAGAUCCUCCUCUACAAAUAGCAUAAAUAGUACCAGUUCUUCAAACCACAGUGGGUAUGGACAGGAACUCCCUUUGCCUUCCAUGACGGGAGACUUGCCUAGUCGAUUAUCUAGUGAUGAGGGGGAAGUGGACAUAUCUGAAGAAUCUGAAAAAUUAGAUUGCCACUAUUCUGGACAUCAUCCGCGGCCUCUUGGGUUUUGUUCAUUUGGAAGUCAUCUGAUGGGAAGAGGGUACUACGUAUUUGAUAGAAGAUGGGAUCGUUUUCGACUUGCGCUAAAUUCUAUGGUAGAAAAACACUUGAAUUCACAGAUGUGGAAGAAAAUCCCUCCUGCGGUCGAUAGUCCUAUGCCGUCUCCAGCAGCACAUAUCACAACCCCUUUUUCAGCAUCAGUUUUGCAGCCUUUCAGCAAUCCCAGUGCCGUGUAUAUUCCUUCAGCCCCAGUGAGCUCGAGAAUCCCUUCUUCCUACAUAAUGACUUCAGCCAUGGUACCCAAUGCAGCUUUUGUGACGAUGUCUGAUACAAAUUCUGUUACAUCACAUGCCACCACCUUCCCCCACGUAGCUGCCAGUCUGAGUAUCAUGGACUCAACAUUUAAGACUCCAUCAGUCGUGUCACCAGUGCCAGCGGUCGUACCUUCCUCAUCCCACAAGUCAUCCAAAACGAAAACCAGCAAAUCCUUAAAAGUCAGAGAUCUGUCAUGCCGUGGUGAUGAGUCUUCAAGUAACAAAAAGAAAAGGCCGCCUUCCUCCUCCUCCUCUACAUUAUCCUUGCAGAAUUCCUCGUCUUCGUUUUCAGGGUCCCACAAAAAGAACUGUGUCUUGAACCCUAGUUCAACCUUAAACUCCUAUCAGGCUACGUCUUCUUAUAACAGUAUGUCUGUGCACAGCACAAACAAUGGAACAACCCCACUCAGUGCCAAACUGGAGUCCUCAGGACGAACUGCAUUAUCAAGUAGCUCAACAGACUCGGUGAAACAUAUGAGCAUUGUAGUUAGCAGUAUUGACUCCUCUGGUUUGUCUAUACCUUCCCUCGUUCAUCAUUCUGGGGACCACUCCCUGGCAGCACACAACGCAGUGUCUUCUCUGCCCCUUUGUUUUGACAAAUCAGAAGGGAAAAAACGUAAAAACUCUAGUUCUAGUAACAAAGCCUGUAAAAUCACUAAAUUGCCUGGUAUGAAUAGUGUUCACAGAAAGAGCACUGCCAACCUUAUUUCUGCAGUGCCAGAUACUCCAAACAGUUCCAUCUCUCGGCAGAUUGGAAAAAAUAGCAGUGUAGCUUUGUCUCAAUCCAGUCCUUCAAGUGCAACAAAUCCAGUUCACAACAAACAAAAGACAUUAAACCGGACUGGUAGGAUAAGGACUCUUCCAUAA